UAAUAUCCUUAAAAACUGAUCAUUUCACCGAUUAUUAGUCGCACAGUGAACACAAUCAUGGUUUAAGCACGGCGCUAUACGAACACGAAUCAGCGAAUCCGGUGCAAGCGAUUUGAAAACCGGUAAAACCGUUAUACCCGUCCAUAUAAGGUGCAAAUUGUAUAGUCGCAGUACCCGUAAGCUAAGAAUUUAGAAGAAAAAAAUUAUUAUAAUCACAACCGCAGAGCGACACUAACAGUCAAGCCUCAGCAGAGUAAAAAAUGGUUUCACGCAUCGUCUACGUUCAAACAAGACUUGGUGCGGUAGUCGAGGUAUUUGCAUUGGUGGCAGCCGUCGGGCUGAUCACGCAAUCGUUCGCAGACGACACGAAAGUCCACGAUAAGAGACAGUUGGAGAACGAAUGGGCAUCCACGUCGAAAAAAAACCACAAAGGACCAGACACGUACGAGUUUAGAUACGACGUGGAAAAUGCGCCGACAAACAACAUACAAUACCGUAUGGAAGAACGUCAUGCCAACGGGAGCGUUGUGGGAAGUUACGGGCAAGUCCAACCUGACGGUAAAAUUAGAGUGGUGUCCUACGUCGCCGAUAAAGACGGUGUCAAGACUUACGUCAAGGACAAUGGCGGUGCCGAUCAGUACGUGGCCGAAGGAUCUAGUCUGGACCCCGUACAGCGGGUCACUUCGCAGAUCAUACAAACGGCCGUGAAGUCGCAACAACACAAGUCGCCGUUACACGACAAGUAUCACCGGCCAACGCCUAGCACCGCCGCCGCGGCCGGCCAACGGGUGGACACGGCGCACGCGUAUCACCAGCAGAGGACCAACAUAGAUCCGGCCGUGUUCCGGCCGGAAGAAUCGCCGGGCUACCAGGAAACCAAUCAGCCGUUCGUCGGCGACCAGCUCAAGGACAAGCUACAAUCGUCCUACGCCGAGUACCGGGUCGCUCCUCCUGGCCAGCAGCAACAGCAGCAACCAGCGCCACAUCAACUGGUCCAGACCGCCGGGCCCUUACCGCCCGUGGUCCCGUAUAACCUGCAGCAGGGCACCGUGCCGGCCCAGCAGCCGUCGCACUACAUGCUAAACGUGCCGCCCCUGCCCGCUCUGGCCGAUAACUCCCCGCUGCCACUGUUGCCCGGUCAACAGCCCCUGCCCAUCACGCCCGACAGGGGGCCCAUCAUGAUACAACUCCAACAGCCGCAGCAACAGCAGCAGGUACCGCCGUCCAACUAUCCGCAACAACAGCACUACCUGCAGUAUCAACCCACGCAGGUGCACCAACAGCAGUUGAGGCUGCCACAGGGCCAACAGCAGUUGCUCAAUCCCAGUCAAGUGCAACAAUACCAACAGCAACCGGUAAGGGUACAGCCGCCGGCGCACCUACAGCAACAGUUGACGCCGCAGCAGGCCGUCCAAUAUCAGCCGCAACAGGCCAGAGUGGUGUCGCAGCAAACCCUGCCGCCUCAAUACCUUCAGCAGCAGCAGCAGCAGCAGCAACAGCAACAGCUACAGCUACAGCAACAGCAACAGCAGCAAAAAGUCCCGUAUCAGCAGUCCGUCAUGCAGCAGCAGUACCCGCAACAGGUCAACAUACCGGCGCACCCGUCGCAGCUACAGAUCAGAGGCAACGUACAGCAACACCACGCGACGGUACCGAUGCAGUUCUUCCACCAGCCGAAUCCGGCCACCACGGCGGAACAGUACCGGCAACAGUUGCAACUGCAGGCGGCCGAAUCGCAGAUAUUCCCGGUCUUCGUGUUGCCGCCAGCCGAUGGAGUUUUUCAUUUUGGAAAAAAGCGUUUACGAUUUUAAGGACGUUCUCGUUUAAUAUAUAUAUAUUACGUAUAAUAUCGUCAGCAACAAAAGCGUGUUUGGUUUAAGUUGGAUUUCUUUUACAUUGACCGUUCUGUUUUGAUUGGUAUGAAUAUCACCGUUGUAUGUGUACAAACGACUUGUUACAAAAUAUAUAAUAUAAGUGAAAACCUACAUGUAUUUGAUGAAUAUAAAUUAACAUUUUUUUUUAAUAA
Messenger RNA from Rhopalosiphum maidis (corn leaf aphid), 2026 nucleotides. Its product is annotated as putative mediator of RNA polymerase II transcription subunit 26. Lineage: Eukaryota; Metazoa; Arthropoda; Insecta; Hemiptera; Aphididae. The record is from RefSeq and is a predicted model, not a curated record. The transcript has 5 exons. Bases 261 to 1811 code for a protein of 516 amino acids.